Molecule: messenger RNA, 3422 nt
Organism: Xylona heveae TC161
Lineage: Eukaryota; Fungi; Ascomycota; Xylonomycetes; Xylonales; Xylonaceae
Exons: 3
Coding region: 453-3266 (937 amino acids)
Biological process (GO): regulation of DNA-templated transcription
Cellular component (GO): nucleus
Molecular function (GO): transcription cis-regulatory region binding; DNA-binding transcription factor activity, RNA polymerase II-specific; zinc ion binding
Source: RefSeq, a predicted model, not a curated record
CCCCCCAUACUCCAGCAGUCACCUCAAUUGGCGAUUUGACCGAUUAUCGUCCAUAUACCCCAGCUUUGAUGCUCAAUUUGAUGAAAUAGUGAACAUGCCUGGCCCAUGCUGCAUCAACUCAACCGGGAGAUGAAAAGAAGUCUGAUCAUUAAAACAUCGCUCCGUACCUGGGACCCUCUGUUGCCUAUCCCACUAUCAUCUCUUCAGUCCACUUCACCGCCAUUAUUGUUGGCUGGGGAAGGUCAGAGGUCGUGGGGACUCUAGCUGGGGUUGAACAUUGAGGCUAACCUGAUACAGAUCUUUAUUACAUAAGCUGACUAGAUCUCUCUCCACGCACGAACCUCUCGUCGCCAUCGGCAGACUCGGCCACCGAUGCAAUUGAACAUCGGACGUUCGGAGCCCCGUCUGCUUUUGAUGUUGAUGCCUCAUCAUUAUUACUGGGAUUGAAUCUGAUGGAGAUUGACCCUCGACUGCGCUCUUCUUCUGCGGGCGUCCCACCUUUGUUUGGGACUGCUCCGCCACCUUCUUUUGCUUCAAAUCCAGUUCGACUUCCGCCGCCAACUUCUCAGCAUCCUGCGCCAUCCUCCGCAUUGCCCCCAUUAUCCGCUGACCCUAGUCCUCACCAGCCAUAUUACCUUCCUGCCGAUAUCAGAUCAAAUACUGAAGGCGCCGCCGAGUUCACCCCGGAAAGGACGCCGCUCGACCCUGAUGGCGGGUCCCCUCACGAUCCAAAACGCUCACGCGCGUGUGAGGCUUGUCGAGGACUGAAAGUUCGAUGUGAACCGGAUCCGAACAAUCCUAACGGUUCAUGCAAGCGUUGUGCCAAGGCAGGACGGAAUUGCGUCGUGACAGUCCCAAGCCGGAAGAGACAGAAGAAAACAGAUAGCAGAGUGGCAGAGUUGGAGCGAAAAAUCGAUGCCUUAACUGCCAGCCUUCAUGCUAGUAGAUCCAGUCAUCCUCAAAUUGAGACUGACCCUUAUCUGUCGGAAAGCAGCCCUGCUCAAACUGGAACGACCCAUCAGCCUGCUUAUAGCCCGCAUGUGCAUCAUGAAGAAAAGCCUUCGUCGUUCUCGGAAGGUCCCGGACCAUCGCAGCCUGGCACAGGAGCGUCAAUGCUACAGAGCCCUGCAGCAUCCACAUCGACGGUCGCGGGAAGCAAGCGAAAGUUUUCAGAAGAUCCUCAUCUGCGUUCCGCGAACAGUGUAUUCAGUGGCACGCCUUCCUCGAGGGCGAUUCAAGGAGCAACGCCCGCCGAAAGCUCAGUCAAAUCAGAUGAUGAUACCAGAGCAUUAGUCUAUCCGUUUUUGGUGCCAAAAGCAGAACCAGCUGCUGUCGCGCAAGACUCUCAACGUAGCCAUUCGAUUUUUGAGCAUGGAGAUGUCAUCGAUCGACGGCUGGUUGGGGUGGCAGAUGCCGAGGAGUUUUUCCGGAGAUAUAACAAUAUAAUGAUUCCAAUCAUCCCGGUGGUCGUCUUCCCUCCUGGGACCACGGCCUCGGAGAUCCGCAAAUCGAAGCCGAUACUGUUCCUAGCGAUUCUAAGUGUGGCUUGUGGUUGUUCCCAUCCCGAUCUUCAACGGACAUUGUCAAGAGAGCUCAUGCGGAUCUUUGCGGACCGUGUCAUCUAUAGCGGCGAGAAGUCUCUCGAACUAAUCCAGGCAUUGCACGUUGCCACAACUUGGUACACGCCUCCUGAGCACUUCGAAGAGCUGAAAUUCUACCAACUAGUACAUAUCGCCGCUGUAAUGGCUUUGGAUAUCGGUAUCUGUAAAAAGAAAGAGCACCCUUCACGCCUCGGUCUUUGGCGCGAACACCCUUGGAAGCGUUCAGGAUUUCCGAACCCAGAAAGCAUAGACGCUCGUAGAGCGUGGCUUGUCUGUUACUAUCUUUGCGCUGCUGUCGCAAUGGCUUUACGUCGCCCAAAUCUGAUCAGAUGGACAUGGUACAUGCAGGAAUGUAUUGAGGUGCUCGAAUCGUCUUCCGAGGCUCACGAAUUGGACCCUGUAUUAUGCCAAUUGGUUAAAAGCCAAGUGAUAGCGGAUGAGAUUGGGCAGCAGUUUUCCAUGGAUGAUCCUUUCGCCAGCGUUGGCAUUUCAGAUCCCAAGAUUCAGUAUGCUCUUAAAGGCUUUGAACGACAGCUCAAAGACUGGAGUGCUCAGAUUCCCUCUCACAUAAGGCGACCUUCCCUUACUCUCGCGGAGAAUGUGGUCAACUUGUAUCUGCAUGAGGUUGCAAUGCACGUUGAUCACAAUGUGAAUGAUUUUCGACCUCCAUUCGCCGAGGUGGAAUUGAAAGAAUCUACGCAGCCAAUGCCACUAACGCCCGCCCAUAUCAACGCUUUGACUGUGUGUCUCAAAUCAUGUCACGCAAUCCUUGACGCUUUUCAGGAGUACAACAUUGAGGCAAUUCGGCUGCUUCCGAUAUUUUUCUUUGUCAGAACCGCUUAUGCUGUCGUUGUCCUAAUCAAAUUGUACUUCGGAGUGACUGCACCAAAUAGCGAAUUCGCAAAGGCGAUCAGCAAGGACGAUCUGAAAGUUGAACAUUACCUUGACGGAUUGGUAGGAUUUUUCCAAUCAGCUUCCGAGGACGGCAAGUCCAAGCCGGCCUCCAAAUUUCUCAUGAUCCUAAUAAUGCUCAAAACAUGGUUCCAACGACAAAAGUCCGGCAAGGGUCCAUUACCAUUUCCCAAUGGCCCCGGUGUCUGUCCCUUGAAAGAUAUGGAAGAACUGAGGCAAGGCGAGUCAACCAACGGACGGCCUCCUCGGGACCAUUUGCAGAAAAGCAAUCGUGAUACCACAGGCUAUCCGCCUGGUUCCGGCUUCAGCGAUGGCACAACGUCGCCUAAUGGAAGUCAGCUGAAAAGCACCAGCAGUGCGGAAGUCGCUCAGCCCGGCUUCAGUUCCGCUAAUACUCCGUUGCAUCUGCUAAGUGAGGUUGCCAUGGGCAAUUCCAGCGGUGCAGACCCUGGGGCACCGAUGGCCAAUGCACCUCGACAGCCCGGCCCGUGGUAUGGCGCCACUCUCCCCGAACGAGCUAUUUACGCCAUGGGGUCGGCCGCUGCUCCUCCACCCGGCCAAAAACCAGCCGAUUGGGCCCAGUAUCCUGGGGAAAGCGGGUUAGAAUAUUCGAUGGGCGACGGCAUGGAACAAGCGAUGGGCAUGGCACUUGGAGACGGAGAUCUCUCUGACAUCUUGGGACAAGACGGGUUCCUCAACUGGAAUUGGAACUGGACGGAUUUGUUCUCAAAUCCCAAUCCAAACCCUCAGUAACGAAUAUUUUCGCCGGAGCCAAAGUAUGAUACUGUUUCUUGUUCUUUUUUAUCGAUUGGGGUUUAAUGAUGUUUCAAAUUCUUUCCACUUUCUUAGCCUUGGUGGUCUUUAUAUGAAAAGGUAGUAACUAUAUCGGUAUAAUAUCCCGUGUUUCAG